AUGUGUUGUACCAGAAUGCCUUUAGUUAAAUGAUCCUCUAUUUCAGAUAAUUAUAGUGGGCAUGGUCCUGAGCCAUUUUGAAAUUUUUGGGUUGCUUAUUUCCUCAACAAAUCAGUUUACUGAACCAUUUAGCUGUGUGUGUUUACAAGGUUCUAUUAAGAAAUUCUGGAUUGCAUGAUUUCAGCAAGAAUUAUGCCUUUAUCUUCCAGGGUUGAGUGUUAAGAACUGUGGUAGGAAUCUACCACAGAAAGAAAAUGGUGUUUUCACAGUACAGCAAAAAAUCUUUGAUUAGCAAAAGUUACUUUCGGCAUUAUCGCCUCUGAUCUUUAUGUCUACACAUAACACAUAACACAUGUCUGCAAACACAUGAAAUCUGUUUAUUGCAGACAAUUGAAAUUAAGGAAUAUGAUAUGAACAGAUACAAUAUAGAGAGCAAAAAUACACAUUGUCAAGUUCUGACAGCAUAUUACAUGUCUCAAGUUAUAAUCUGGUGAACCAUCAGGAGGUGAACUUAUGUGAGAGUGCUCUUUGGUGUAUUGUAUUAGGGCACCACCUUGUGGUGUUUAUUUGGUAAUGCAGUGUUUGAAAGAAAAGGGCUUUGGUUUGCAUCAAAAUCUGUAUGUUUUCAACUUUGUGCUGCUCGUGAGACAAAAGAAUAUUGCUGACUGCUGCCAACUGCUGACCAGUUUCAUAUUAGGUUACAAAUUCAUAAUUUCAUUUCAUAUCUAUUCAUCAACCUUAAAAAGACAUAUGCAGGAAAACUGCUGAAACUGUCAUUUAUGCCCUAAAUUAUUGAUUAGAUGGGGGAAAAAGCUGACAGCCAUUUUGCAUUGGAUAAAUAUUAUUCUAUCAGUGACUUUGACACAACGAAUAAUUUGAGAGAAUUGGAUAUGUUGAUAUAAUUUAACUCCGGGGGGAAAACAAACACUGGCUUUGAGUAAAGGCCUAAUAUUUCUACAAUGUAUAAAAUAAGUAGUCUUACAGAUUUAGUUCUUAAAUGGAAAUGCUGACAGCCUUUGCAGGGCUGAUAUUUGUUGCAGUGAUAGAUGAGAGCGGAGGGGGGGAAGAAAGCUUGCUGUAUAAACAGGAGUUCGGAAAACAGCCACCCAAUUGUUUUGCUUAUGCUCUUGGAUGUGCAUGCUGUUUCCCCCUUGAUAUUACAUACCAUUCCAUUUAGAGCGAUGGCAGCCCUGAUGCAACUGCCAAAGCAAAGCUCUGCUUCCUAUUGGGGAUAGGAAUAACUUAGACAAUUACAUGAUAGUUAGAAAGAUUACCAAGUGUACUAAUGCAGAAAUGUCUUGAUCUGAACAGUAAACACUCAAAUUCAAAAGGAUUUACAGUGACAAUUGUUAUAAUUUGAGAAUUUUUGUAAAAGCACUGAAGUGCUUACUUCUUUAAAUCAAGGGUUUACAGUUACAUUCCAGGGCUCCCUGGCCUGACUCUCUUUGUCUUUGUUUCAAUAAAGGUAAUAUUGGUGAUACCCAAGACAUUGUGAAACAACAUAAGAGAUGGAACCAGAAGCUGAAGACCCAGACAACAAUGAUAACUUGGUCCCUUGGUCAGGUUCAGAUGGUUCCCAGGAACUGUGUGUCUCUGAGUCUUUGGCAGAGUCCUUCUAUGAAGAUGAUGCUAGUGAUGCAGAGUACCCUUUGGACCAUCAGCCUGCUCAUAUUUCCAACUCUGGGUCCACAGACCACCUUCAAUCACAUGACUGGGAAUCUGCAGGUGAGCAACAGUCCCUGCCUGAGUUCAGUGGAAGUGAAGAGGAUGUUGCAUACCAAGAAGACGAUGACAUCUACCUUAAUGAAUCAAUUGAGUCCAUCACAGAAACUCCUCACAUCCAAACCCCACGAACAUCACUGUCCCAACACCCACUGCACCCGGAUGGAGAGUCUAAAGCUGGCCAGAUAUCAAGGCCGCAUUCCCAGUCAUCCUCCUCCUCUCUUGGCCAUGCUGCUGAUAUGACCCUGGCCUUGACCCUGACCACAGAACAACCCCUGGGAGCCAGUAAUAGACACAGCCUGGGCACUGGGAACAGGAGGGUCGAAUCCUCAGAGGAAGGAGGGAGCAGUGAAGCACCUCCUGCUUCUGUCUUCUUUGGAAUUUCAAACGAGGGUGCUGAGCAGGCAGAGAAGUGGAACUCGGAGUCUGACACAGAUCUGUGCAGACCGGACAGGCUCAGAGCAAGGCACACACGGCUCUGUCACAACGAGAGCCAAUCAGAAAGACAGGUCAAGGAGACCAAAUCUAAAUGUAAGCGAAUUGCUCGGCUUUUGACAAAUGCACCAAACCCUCAAAAUAAGGGAGCCUUGCUGUUUAAGAAACGCCGCCAGAGGGUCAAGAAGUAUACACUUGUGAGUUACGGAACUGGUGAUAACAAGCUCGACAGUGAAGACCAAAUAGAGGAGGAAACUGAGGAAGUCAGAUCAGCUGGGUAUAACUUCAGUGAUUCUGAAUUAGAAGAAGAGUGUUCUGUUCAUCACCAGCAGUAUAAUUUGAGUCUGAACUGGGGAAGUGUUCGAGAGAUGGAAGCUUUACCAGAAACUAAAGGGAAGGGUGUUUUGAUGUUUGCCCAACGCCGCAAACGGAUGGAUGAAAUUGUGUCGGAGCGUGAAGAGCAGAGGAAUAAAGGAAAUCCUGUGGAGAAUUUAACAGAACCUGAAUCUAAAGAAGCACAUAAUAUAUAUGACACUAAGGAAAUGUAUGCGCAUACUGACCAGGCUAACUACAUGGAUGUAAAUGUCAAACAGCACAUGGAAUACCAAGAAAAUUUGGAACCGAUGAACCAGCUAUCCAAUGUGUCAAGACCCUUGGUGCCAAACAGAACUGCAAGGCCUUUCCUAAGAUUGCAAGAUGGCAUGACUGCUCCUGUCAUGCCUGGUGGCAUUGCUCCAGUGACAAAGACCCAUGAACCAAGAUUCAGAGUACCUGUGCCUAUCAAUACUAACCCACAGGUUUGGUCCCCAACUGGUGACAUCAUAGCCUCAAGAGAUGAGCGAAUAUCCGUGCCAGCAAUCAAGACCGGCAUCCUACCAGAGUCAAAGCGGAAAGUCGCUAAUAAACAGCCAUCUAUGAUGGCACAAGAUGCUCACCUUCAAAACAAAGGGGAUAGGAGGUCCUAUAUUGAGUCAGAGGAAGACUGUUUUAGUCUUGGUGCUGAAGCUUGUAACUUCAUGCAACCGAGAACAAUAAAACUCAAGAAUCCCCCUCCAGUUGCCCCAAAACCUACUAUUGAUCCUAACUGUCCACCUUGGAUGAGGAGGAGCCCAUCUGGUGAACCCUAUAUUCCCCCAAGAAGUCCGGUUUCACAACCUUCUCACAGUCCUGCAGGGCCUCAUAGUGAGCAUUACUUACAGCAGCGAGAUUGGGCUCAACGUCAACAGAUGGCCAACCAUUGGGCACCAGAUCAAACUCAGGCAACACUUCAAACACCUGCCAAUGCCUGGGCUCCUGUCAACUCCUCCUCUCAGCUUCAUCUUCAGCCAACCACAAAUAGCUGGAGUCAACAGCCACAACUGUCCCCUGUGAGUAUGCACGCCCGCAGCCCUACUUACAGCCCACAUCAUCCACCUUCACCCUCAAGAAGUAAACCAGACAGUGCACCCCACUCAGUUACCUCUUGCCCCCCACAAGCAGGAAAGCCAUACAUCCAAGCAUCCAAAGCACCACAGGCUUCUCCUAAAGGUCGAGUCUCAGACAGAGGUAUCGAUCGAGCUGGUCAAGGUUCAACAAUGGCAGGAAAAGGUGCAGAGUUGUUUGCCAAAAGACAAUCCCGUAUGGAGAAGUUUGUUGUUGAUGCUGAAACAGUGCAAGCUAACAAAACGAGAUCACCCUCCCCAACCUCAUCUCUCCCUAACAGUUGGAGGUAUUCUUCUAAUAUUCGUGCCCCACCUCCUUUAUCAUAUAAUCCCCUUCUUGCUCCUUUCUAUCCUCCAUCAGCAGCCAAGCAACCCCCUUCCACAAGUCCCAAAAUCAAGCCUAAGACCAAAGAAAAACCUAAAGCUCCCCCAAAGCACCUUAACGCCUUAGAUAUUAUGAAGCACCAGCCUUAUCAGUUGGACUCAUCACUGUUCAAGUAUGACUCAGCCCCUGAAGCCAAAAGCCCCAGCCCCAGCCCCAAACCAACUCCAGCAUCAAAGUUUGAGGCUGCCAAAAGCCGUAAACAGAAAUCUGCCCCUUCUCAUUCUACUUAUACUGCCCCUGAGCUUGCAGCUCAAAGCAAAGCAGAAGUCCCUGCUAAGUCUUCCGUUUCGGGAUUUGGUAGAAGCCGCUCCCUGAGCCUGCCCAAGCGAUUGAAUUCGCUGUCUUCGCAUGGACUUCUGUCCCCUGUGAGCACACCUGGAAUCCAAUCAUCAUUUUUACCUACACAGAGGCAAACAUCCUUUCAAGAAAAAGUCUACAAGGCACCAUCACCAUGGGAGGCAGCAUCUAGAAGCCCCAUUGGUUCCAUUGAUGAGGCCUUUAUGUUUCAGACUGUCCCAUCAUCGAUUGCCUCCAAUGUCAAAGCUGCAGGACACCGCAGGUCUCUGCCAGAGCCUCCUGAUGAAUGGAAGCGCAGGGUGUCUCUUGAUCCUGCAGCUGUUGGCAUGGGUCAUUACCAUGCGGCCCCAGCUUUUCAGGCACCGUCCAUGAGCAGGACAUUUUCACCUGAGAAACAAGCCUUCUUCGGGCCUCCCUUCAGACCUGCCCAGCCUUUAAGGCCUGCCAGCAGGGCGAGUAUUGGAUACAUGGGAAAGGGCAUGAGUACAACAAAGUACUCUCCCUUGCAUAGUGCAAUCUAGAGAAGUUAAGACCACUAUAUCAGUUUAAGAGAAAUAUACAUUUAUACCAACAUAAAUAAUAUAUGGGAAAGAAGAUAAUGCUAAGUAUGCUAAGGAUGAAAGAUAAAGUAAACUUGCCCAAAAGAGACGGAAUAUGUUCAAUCUUCUGCAAUGAAAAUUUUUUUUUGGCUUGUUUUGCUUCAGACUUAUUCAGAUAUUUUAGAUCAUUUUAUUUUAGAUAAUAUGUUAUAUUAAUGGCAGUGACUGGUCUUGCAUGAAAAAAAGUCACUCUUCAUAGUGUGAGUGGUGACCUGUUUUGAAGGACACAGUAACUUUGGAACACUGUUACUAUUGUGCCGUGUUGUUGAAUGUGAGAUAUUACCCAGUGAAGCACUGAUGGGAGUUUUUGUAAGCAAUCAUUUCAGAAUAAUUUUUGUGAUUUUCUUUUUUUUUUUUGAGAGAGAGAGAGCGAGAGACAGAUUUAGGACAGACGUGGACCACUACAGUCAAGAAAAGUUUAAGCAAUGUGUUAUGAGAGUUGAAGUACAAGUAGACGAAAGAAAUGUUUGGCGGAUUGCCUUUUUUGAGUUGAGUGGUGUUGCUCACUGAAGAUGCUGUUAAUUUUGACAUUGUUGGCUAUAAAUAUUUGGUGAGAAAUAAGGCACUUCAAAAAAUCUUAUGUGUGGCUUUUCAGUCAUUAACUGCUGCUGUAUCUGUAACUCACUGUGGCUUUGUGAUCACUCUUUCAGGUUGGAGUUAUGCAUAUUCUUUUACAUCUAAAUGUUUCAUACAAUGAUAACCAUUACAAAUAUUACAAAAUACAUAUAUUUGUUCUUUCUCUCACUACUAUAGCAGUAGUGAUGACAAGUAUAUUCAAAGAGUGAACAAUUCUAUUUAUCUAUCUUUAAUAAUUACAUAAAUACUAUUUCUAUCUGCACUAAGGAAGUUGCAGUGUCCCACAUUUCAUCAUACACUGUGUGGUGUUUCUGCCAUUGAUGUUGUCAUUUGUCUAUCCUAUCUGGCUAAACGUUUGGACAUUUUAACUUGUGGUUGAUCAGUUUCUUGAGUAAAAUGUUAUUUUUCACACCUUUCACACACAAAUUGAAAAAUUAAAAAUACCUGAAAAUCUUACAGUGUUUUUUUGGGGUGGCUUUAUGUCAAAGCUUGAAGUCCAUUGACAUUAUGCUAAAACAAUAACAAUGCAUAUUACUGUUUAAAAAUUGAAUGGACAGGGAACAGUUAAACAGAUAUCACCACAAAACUUCUCCCGUUGAUUUCUUGCAUUAAGACAAGAUUCUUUGCAUUACACAUUUUCUCAAAUGUUAUUUUUAAACAUGCAAAUGAGGUAAUACCUGAUCAAAUACACUUUUGCAUUUGCAUGACUGUCAAGAACAUAAAUCAGAACUAAACAUUUAAAGAGAUAUACCAAUGUAAAUUCAAUCCAUGAUCUCACACAACGUGACACAGAGUAACCCUUGUGGGGGAGCCUGGCGAGUGAUUACUAUUACUAUUAUUAUAUGAUUAUUACUCCAUGGAAAUGCAAUCAAA
This is a messenger RNA of Acanthopagrus latus (yellowfin seabream), 6308 nucleotides long. It is a transcript of the gene synpo2b, whose product is annotated as synaptopodin 2b. Gene Ontology annotation, molecular function: actin binding. The transcript is spliced from 3 exons. Lineage: Eukaryota; Metazoa; Chordata; Actinopteri; Spariformes; Sparidae. Bases 1509 to 4781 code for a protein of 1090 amino acids. The record is from RefSeq and is a predicted model, not a curated record. Gene Ontology annotation, biological process: positive regulation of actin filament bundle assembly. Gene Ontology annotation, cellular component: nucleus; actin cytoskeleton; Z disc.